UCAAGUCUAGUUGUGAAACUCGAAGUCUUCAUGUAGGUCAUGCCCAUGAGUAAUUAAGAGUAUAAUUAAGAGUAUUUCAUGCAAGGUAUAUGUACCUUUUAACUGUGAGUCAUGGGUUCUCGAAUAGAAAAUGUGAUACGUACAGCAGUGCACACAUUUGCAACUAAACCUAAUGGCUCAUUGGUCAAUACAAAUAUUAAUCAUAAUCUGAACGCUCUGCGACAACUUCUAAAUGAAAUUUGUCCAAAUGAAGACCUGGGAUUAUCUCGCAACUCUGGCCAGCCUCGUUUCCCACUUAAUUUGUUUACAUCGAGAACUGCUCCUGUUUCAUACAUGGAAAUUUUUGAAAACCAAACUGUCAGCAUAGGUGUUUUCAUCCUCAAAGAAGGUGCUUGCAUCCCACUACAUGAUCAUGUUGGUAUGCACGGGAUCUUAAAAGUGCUUUAUGGGACUGUUAAUGUGCAAAGCUACUCACCAGUUGAUCUCCCUGCGCAAACUAAUAGUCAUUCAAUGCGACAGUCUCAGUACAUAAAAGCCAGAAGAUUUCCUGUUUCUUGCAUUAGUGAGAAGGACAGCCCUGCAAUGCUUUCCCCUUCUGAUCACAAUUUGCACACUAUUGGGACAGUUGGUGGUUCAGCUUCUUUUCUGGAUAUUCUGGCACCCCCAUAUGAUCCUGAUGGAACUUGUGGAAAGAUAAGAGACUGCUAUUACUAUGCAGAUGUAGGAGAAGGAGGGCCAUGUAAUUCUGAAAUCAGGUUGCUAAAAAGGACCUCAUGUCCUUCGUCCUUUUGGUGUGAUUCAUUAGCCUAUGGUGGGCCUAACAUCAAACAUCUUCAUCAAGAGUUUCAUUGAUAUAAGCAGAGAUAAUUUUACACAAUUUAUAUAGUAACUGCACCUCACCUGAGAUGUGUUAGGGUAACUGUAACUAACAUGUCAAAAGAAAUGUCAACAUGUCUGAAAUACACAAACUGGUGUUAAUUCUCGA
Daphnia carinata is the source of this 985-nucleotide messenger RNA. RefSeq names its product 2-aminoethanethiol dioxygenase-like. The record is from RefSeq and is a predicted model, not a curated record. Lineage: Eukaryota; Metazoa; Arthropoda; Branchiopoda; Diplostraca; Daphniidae. Gene Ontology annotation, molecular function: oxidoreductase activity, acting on single donors with incorporation of molecular oxygen, incorporation of two atoms of oxygen. Bases 112 to 852 code for a protein of 246 amino acids. Gene Ontology annotation, cellular component: mitochondrion. The transcript has 2 exons.